Molecule: messenger RNA, 3045 nt
Organism: Aureobasidium namibiae CBS 147.97
Lineage: Eukaryota; Fungi; Ascomycota; Dothideomycetes; Dothideales; Saccotheciaceae
Product: ARM repeat-containing protein
Exons: 2
Coding region: 1-3045 (1014 amino acids)
Biological process (GO): chromatin remodeling
Cellular component (GO): cytoplasm
Source: RefSeq, a predicted model, not a curated record
AUGGAAGGAAGGAAUGAGGCAUUCCAGGGACUCAAACCGAUCUGCAUUGCCCUCAGCCAGUCGACCUUAGCAUUUGCGGGCAACAGCAGGAAUGUCGACAACAUCAUCAAAACUCUGGAAACAUUAUCACGGACACUAGGAGAGGUUACCACACGACCAGCUGCUUUUGACCACAAAUUAGCCGACUAUGUCUUCUUCCCUAUCUCACAGGUCCUCAAAGCGAGCCGGGAUCUUCCAGUUCAGGCUAUGGAAGCAUGUUUGCGGUGUUUGAACAUCCUGAUCUCGAAAGGCUGGACGAAAAACAUGGACUCGAAUUUGAGUGGUCAGCUUCUGAUCUUUUUGACACUCACUUGCGAUACAUCUGGAAAGACGGUGCCGUCAGGGCUUGCUACGGAUGAGCUUCGCUCGGUUGGAUUCCAGUGCAUGCAGGCACUCUUCCAGUCCUUGAGCAACAGUGCUGCAGGGAAAGCUUCUCUAGUUGGGGCUGCAAAUGUCCCAUCUUUGGGUCAUGCUGUCUCUGUCAUUCUUGAUGGUAUUACCAGCGGAGAGUCUUUUCAGGUCCAACUGGCGGCAGCAGAGGCAUUGAAGUCAUUGGUUGCCUGCAUAGAUGACCGGGAAGUGCUGUCAAGUUUCCUUCCUGGUAUAGUUUCAUCCUGGACCAAGGCUCUCACACCCAAUACAAACGGUCGCCGACAUUGGAGAGUUCUCGUGGCUGGUCUGCAGACAAUUGAAUCACUCCUGCAGACACUCCUCAGCGAUGCAGUAACCGACAAGCUUUCAUCUCCAGUAGAGGGACAAGCACUGCCGAGAGAACAAAAGACCACGAAGCUGGAUGGUAGUUGGGUGAAAGCAACAGCAGCACAGUUGAAAGUUGCGAUAGCGAACAUCAACAGACUGCGUACACACGAACGUCCAGAAGUACAAGAAGCUGUUCUCGAAUUUAACUUGACACUUCUCUCGGAGUGCAGCCACGCACUAGUGGACUCUUGUGCUUUAGCGACAGAAACCGUCUUACCACUCAUCCAAGAAGAUUCAAAUGCUGCGUACAGAGACAGAAUUGCAAGUCUGACUCAGAAUAAUACAACAAUAUCAGAUCUCUUGUCGACAGUGUUCCGUAACGAACAACUCUCGAUGGUGCGAAUUAUGCAGUCGAAUGACGACCAAGCGAAAGAGCGAUCACUCGGCAAGCUUUUUGGAGCAUACACGAUACUGGCUGACACAGAGGUUGACAUGACCAUGAUCUCGAGGAUGCUCGGAAGCGGGUUGAAAGAUAGUGUGACGACUAUCCUUCAACAUUCUGUUGACCGUAAUGCGAAGAUUGCAAGAGUCACGCCCGUCGCCAUAUCUGAUAUGUCGCUGCAGACGAGUCAAAAGUCACUGACCUUCACAUCGCCGCUGGCAGAGUUCAAGUCUCAAGAAACGAUAUUGAGUUACAUCAGUCAGAUGCUGAAGAAACUGAAAGCGACACAUCCGUCUCCAAGGCUUUCUUCAGAUCUCAUGCUGGCCCUGAGAACUUCUGAGAAGACCACUCAAGUCGCGACUUUCUGGUUGAUACUACAAGAUCUGAAGAACACCAACGAUCAAGUCGACGGCUUCAUGAACGAUGUGUUGGUCGGUGAUCUUUACUCUAAGGACCACUCCAUCUCGCUGCGAGAACAAUUAUACUCAUUCUCUCUCGAAGUACUAGAGAACGAUGAAUCCGUUGAUUGGCGACUCCAGAGUUUGGCUCUCGAAGCUGUCGCAUUACAUGCCCAACACCAUGGUGUUGAGUUUCGCGAUGAGCUCGUAGAAGCACUAUAUCCCAUUCUACAUCACCUUGGUGCCGAAUCAGGAUAUGUUCGCGACCACGCAAUGACAUGUCUAAACAUUGUCGCAGAUGCAUGUGGCUAUUCUGACGCAGGCGCACUCAUCGUAUCGAAUGUCGACUAUCUCGUCAAUGCCGUGGCGCUGAAACUCAAUGCUUUUGAUGUGUCACCUCAAGGGCCCCAGGUUUUGCUCAUGAUGGUGCGGUUGGCUGGUCCGUCGUUAUUGCCUUACCUGGAAGAUACACUGGAGAGUAUCUUUGCUGCGUUGGAAGAUUAUCAUGGGUAUACGACUUUGGUGGAGCUUCUGUUCGCUGUCCUGCGGACUAUGGCUGAAGAGGGUGUCAAAGCUCCGAUGCUUUCCAUCGCCAAUGGUGUGGAAUCCACGAAGAAAGACUCGAGAUGGACACCCACUGAUCUCCAACAACUUCUCGAUACCAUCAAAGAUAUUUCUCAAAAACCAAUCGAUACUUUGGAUCCACCAGCCAGCCUCUUCGACCCCGAAGACGAGAACACACCCUCGGACCGACUCGAAGAAACAGAUUCCACGCCACCACCGCCCCCAAAAACCUACACCCUCCUCCUCAAGAUAACUGAACUGACUCAACAUUACCUCUCCUCCUCCUCACCCUCUCUACGCACAUCUCUCUUCUCUCUACUCAACACCACUAUUCCCUUUCUCGCAAAACACGAAAACUCAUUCUUGCCGCUCAUCAACACAUUAUGGCCCGAAGUCACUUCCCGCCUCUUUGACACUGAAGCUUACAUAGUAAGCGGAUCUCUCAACAUCAUUGCUGCAAUGAGUGAGCACGCAGGCACCUUCAUGCGGACCAGGAUUGAGAGUCUGUGGCCCGAGUUGGCGAGAUUGCAUAAGAAGGUGCAGAGAAAUAUACACGCUUCCUCAUCAACAUCAAAAUCAUCCCAACAGCAAACGAAGGCACCAUCCUUACAACUUUCUGCUACGGCAAAAGCCAUGGAAGUGGCUUAUAUCGAUCCCUCCACCAAAACUCUGAUGCAGAGUUUACAGAACUUGCUCGUCACGAUCGUGAAAUUCGUCGAAGUCGAUGCAGAGAAAUUUGACGAUGUGUUGAGGAUGUUGGGACCUGUGAAUGCUUUAUCAGAAGAUGCGAAGGAAAGCUUGCAGAGGUAUAAUGGCGAUGCGGUGUGGUUAGCCGAGUACAGGGAGAAGCCAUGGCCGUUGAAGAUGCCAGAGAGUGCGAGGUUUGUGUUUGCAAGAGCCUAG